This is a messenger RNA of Neodiprion fabricii, 2788 nucleotides long. Its product is annotated as progestin and adipoQ receptor family member 4. The record is from RefSeq and is a predicted model, not a curated record. Gene Ontology annotation, molecular function: signaling receptor activity. Lineage: Eukaryota; Metazoa; Arthropoda; Insecta; Hymenoptera; Diprionidae. Gene Ontology annotation, cellular component: membrane. The transcript is spliced from 5 exons. Bases 377 to 1381 code for a protein of 334 amino acids.
GCAGCACCAGCAGCACCGGCGGCACAGGAACUUGAGAGGCGGCAGUGGGCACGAGCUUUCAGAAGCGCGGAACCCGUUGGUGCCUCGACUCGAGUCGACUCGGAGCGAAGCGAAGCCAACCGGAGCGGAACGAAGUCGGUCGCGUUUCUGCAGCGAGCAGUCUUGCCGGGGAAUUGAUCGGGCACGCGUGCUCGAGGAGGAGGUUCGUCGCGGUACCGGAGAACCUCUCGUCGUCCUCUCGGUUUCCAGAGGCAGCGGGGCGCGCGAUGCUCUGCUCUCUCAGGGGCGCGAUUUCGCCCUCCAGGUGACAGGCCGCCCUCGUCGGGUUAUCUCGUCGUCGGUCAACGGCGACGCGUUUUCACAAACCGGGGACACGAUGGCCGAGCCGGAAACUAUCCCGGCAAAGUCGGCGAACGGUUCUGUCACCGCCCCCGAGGCUCCGACGAGGCGGAGGGUUUUUCCCCCCGAGGAGGACCUCCGGGUCACCUCCGAGGCCGAUCUCCGUGACCUCGACAAGUGCCCUGACAAAUCGGCACCCCUGCUGCGGUGGAACGACAUGCCGAGGCACCUGCAGUUCAACCCUUACAUCUACACCGGGUACAGACCCCUCAUGAAUGUAUGGGGCUGCAUCGCGAGCCUCUUCUACGUGCACAAUGAGACUGUCAACAUUUUGACUCACGGCUUACCGAUCGUCUACAUCCUCGUCACCGUUCCCAGUCUGCUUCCCUGGGGAAGCCAGGGACCCCUUGCCGCCUUUCUAUCCUGGUGUCAUCUGAUCGGGGCGGUCAGUCCGUGGAUCGGUUCUUUCCUCUACCACCUCUUCAUGAACUUGGACAAAGGCGAAGCCACUUACAAGAAGCUCUUGCAAUUGGACAUGCUCGGUAUAUGGAUCAGCCAAAGCUUUGGCGCCCUUCCGAUGAUCGCAGCGUCCGUUCAUUGCUUGCCAGAAACACUCUGGCACUGUUGCCUCCUUGCGUAUAGUGUUCUCAGCUUCUGGGGUCUCCUCAAGGCUAUGAACGCGUGGUCGCCGUGGGAAAGGCGACUGUGCUUUGCGCCCCCAUUCAUGAUGAGGAUGUUCGUACUGACUUUGAGGUACAUCGGAAGUAGCGGUGGAUCACCUACGGCACUGACGCAUCUGGUUUUGCAAGACCUGGUCGCUGUGGCUGGCGGUGCUGUUGGCGCUUUACACGUGCCGGAGAAAUGGGUGCCCGGUAAAGUGGACCUCUUUCUCAACUCGCACAACAUAAUGCACGUGAUGGUGGUUAUGGCGGUUUAUUCGAUGCACGCUGCAACGCUGAGGGACUUGGCAUGGAUGUCAAACCCAUCCGUCUGCAUCGCGGUGCCGACUGCAACGCUGUCUUCGACUCAUGAAGAGCUGUGAUCCAUUCGAUUUAGAAACGCCAUUAUUAUACUUCUAGCAAAGACUUUUGCUGUGAUAGCAGAAGCCACGCAUUUAGUGAAACUUUUCGUGGCUGCGGAAGUAUCUUCCAUCGUUAAGUCUACGAUACCUAUAUAUAUAUAUAUAUAUAUAUAUAAUGUCGGGGAACCCCGGUAAAAAUUUACUUAGCAAAACUCUGCAGAAGCCUUUUUCUAAUUUCUUUUCAAAAAAUACUUUUUUUUGAUUCAUUACGUUUGACUUUUUCUUACCUUGUUUUUGUGUACGUACAGGAUUUUUCAUCAACUUCGUAAUUCUAACCAUUUGUUCAAUUCGACAUUAUUUUUUGACGAACUCUUGUCAAAGUUAUACUUUCGUUUUUCUAUCGCAAAAUUUCUUCGUUUCUCUCUGAAGUUGGCUGUACCGUCUCUUUUUGAAAGUUGGAGAGUCGAAUGAUUGUUUUCAAAAAUCUUUCAAGUCUUCUGUGACUUUUACCUCGUUUUAUUUAUAACAUGCUUAUUUCUCAUUUAGUAUUUCUAAUUUCAGACAAACUUUCGUAAUGGUAAAAAAGAAAGAAAGAAAUGUUUUUCAAUUUUCUCAUUACAUUUCAGAAAUUCCAUAAUGUUCUAACAAUCUGAUUCGGACCCGGUUCAAUUGAUUCUAGUAAAUUUUUUUUGACUCAGGACCGAUGAAUUUUCACCAGAUUCCGUUAAACAUUCGUUUUUACCAACUGAAAUAACUUUAGUAUUUUUUUUUUUUUUGAUUCAACGAGAAGCGAAGAAAUCUUACAUAGAAACGUAUAAACUCGCAGAAAUUGCACGUGAAUAAUGAAGACGCAACAAUGUUGAGAAAUGCAGAGAAGUCGGGACGAUAUUUAAAAAAAGUGUAAAACCUUGCUUCGAAGAACCUGAAGAUAUUUACGAAUAUAAGUUCUUUGCAUGUCUGUGCGAUAUUUUUUCCGUAUACUUACAAUGUUCACAGUAUUAUUUUUCUUCUUUUUAAAUAAUGCAGAGAAAUUUGGUGAGAUAAUUUUUUCCCAUGGCCUGACCCUGACCUUCAAUGUCUGCCUAAUGUUUCAUUAGCUCGCAAACUUUAGUAUAUGAAUCGCAACGAGUUUGCCGAGCAACUCUUGUCACAGAAUAUAAAUUAUUAACUUUUGCUAUGCACGGGUUUGUAUAUAAUUAUAUUAUACAUAGAUAUAUACGUAUAUACAUUAUAUAUAACGGAAGACGGAUUUCCUUAAGUGAAUUAUUCAAUAUUUGGUUAUUUAUUCAAUAUAUCUAUUUAUUUAUUUAUUUAUUACUCAAGCAUGUGAUACCGAUUUUCCCGUUGCAUACCAUUUCUACCAAAGUAGCUUGCCAAAUAAUUUUUUAGCCUACAUUAUUUAAAUCUUUAAUUUAUACACGACGCUGU